Penicillium paradoxum is the source of this 945-nucleotide messenger RNA. RefSeq lists its product as uncharacterized. Gene Ontology annotation, molecular function: transcription coregulator activity. Gene Ontology annotation, biological process: regulation of transcription by RNA polymerase II. Gene Ontology annotation, cellular component: core mediator complex; mediator complex. The coding region runs from base 1 to 945 and encodes 314 amino acids. NCBI's taxonomy places the organism in Eukaryota, Fungi, Ascomycota, Eurotiomycetes, Eurotiales, Aspergillaceae. The record is from RefSeq and is a predicted model, not a curated record. The transcript has a single exon.
AUGAACGCACUCGUCCAGUCUUCCUUGACUGAGGUCGAAUCAAAACUCAAUGCUCUCCUGACUAGCCUCACUACCUCGCCCACUGCUGCAGGAGCCCCCGCGGCGGCGAUCGCCCUUCUCGAUGCGGACGAUGCGCUAACCUCCGCUAUUGAAACCCUCCGACAGCACCAAGACAACUACGCAAAGAUCCUUCGAUUACGGGCAGAGGCUCAGCAAUUAGAGGAUCGUGUCAAAGAGAUCGUGGGAGACAUUGACAGGUUCGACAAAGAGAUUCGUACCGCUUGUGGAGGGAACGGCGACAGCGACAGCGAUUUCGAGUCUGACUCCGAUGACGAUCUUGGAGCCAAGGGAUCAGUCCUGCGGGGAAUCAAGGAGAUUGACUACAAACUACUCCUGGAUUUCGCGCGUCGCAUCAGCAAGUACAACCACGAAGCGGCAGCCGAUGCUGCAACGGGCGUCGCUGCAAAACGACAAGAACAAGGAACUGCCCUUGGUGAUAAGGAUGUGACAAUGACGGGCACAAACGGGGAACAGUCGACAGGAGAGGGCGCAGAGCCAGUGGCAUCUGUCACCAAAAACGCGACACAGUGGUUGGACGAGUCCGCGAAUGUGACGCGCGAGGUUUACAUGCUGCCAUACCCGAUGGAGGAACGGAUACGGAUGGGAUUAAUGGGCCAGGUUCAACUCGCUGCCGGCAACGAUCCUGAAAAAGAGGUUGAACGGUUGUUGCGCGAAGCUGAAGGCCUUGGAGCCGCAGAACCGCCCACACUGGUGGAGCCGGCGGAGAGCACAAAGCAGGCGGGCGAAGCUGCGAAGGCUGCAGCUCAGGCCGGAUCCUCAGCAGCUGGAAUGCCGCGGGCGCCAGCUCCAGCAGCCGCACCGAGACCCAAGCCCAAGGCGAUGCUGGACCUUGAUCUCUACGACCCCGAUGACGAUGACGAUUGA